AUGAAGCCGCAUACGACAAACCGUGGACUCCAAGGCGACGCCUUCAGGAAGGAUAGGCACCGGAGCGCCGCCACCGCCCGAUCCGAGGAUCAGAGUUUCCCCUGGAGCCGCACGACGGGCAGUGAGAGCCGCGACGACGCCUUCAAGAAGGGAACGAGCUUCGCGCCGCCGGUCCAUCCGAAGAUAGAACAGGUUUUCACCCCGGCCAACACUCACCGCCACCGAACGCCACACCACGGCUACCGCGUCGCCCACACGGCCAUGGCCACCGGGCAGCACCAAGCCACGGGCUCUGCCCAAGAGCACCGCACUGCCGCCACCAGGGCCGCCGCCCCGGCAUCCAAGACCUUGACACCACCUCACCCGAGACCCGCCGCUACCCCAACCAAAGAGACGAGCGGAAAGGUCCCUCCUUUCGCACCCCUGGGCGACCCCCAGCGUUGCGACCCAAUAGGCCGGCCAGCACUGGCAUCCAUCGACCCGUCCUGCAGCCCCGAGCGCGAGACGAGCUCGGUCCUGCAGCACCAUGAGGGGGACGAGGUCAGUCCUGCUGCACCGUGCGCGAGACGAGUUCGGUCCGGCCGCACUGUGCGCAAGACGAGCUCGGUCCUGCUGCACCGGGCGCGACACGAGCAAUGGACCGCAGCUGGGAGAGGGCCAGCCCUUCGAUGGAAGUAGUGCCCUGGUGACGAGGAGAUGGGGCGAAGGUCAAAACGGUCUGAUCGCAGACGAGCCGACGCCGGAGAAGCCGGCCGUGGCCGCAGGCAGAUCCGUCGAGCCGCCGUGAAGCCGCCAAGACACCGGGAGGCCACCAUGCGCCGCACCUCCCCAUGCCGCCCACGGCCGGAGCAACGGCCACGCCUGGCCGCUACCCUACCCGUGUCGCCCGGUGAGCUCCAAGCGCCCGAGCCGCCGGGCACACACCACCAGAUCGGCCCCGCGCCAUCACCGAGCUGGGCGGAUCGGAACCAGCCCCCAGCAGCCGGCCGCACCACCCAGACCCGCGCGCACCACCAAUACCAUCCGGGAGGACGGAUCCAUGCCGGCCCGCGCCUCGACGGAAGAAGCCCGACGGAUCUGGUCGAAGCCCAGCCGCCGCCGCCGCCACCGCCACCGCGCCGCCUGAUGCCCAGCGACGCCCGCCACCGCAGCAGCGCGCCGCCACGCCGCGUCGUGUAUCGCCAGCGCCGCGUCCCAGCCGGAAGGAGCAGCCCUGCGCCGGCCCCCUCCUGCGAGGAAUCGAAAAUGCCCCGCCGCCGCCGGCGCUGGGCGGGCUUUGCCCGGCCGAGCCCUGUGGCGGCGGCGGGGGAGGGGGGAGGAGAGCUGGGGGACCCUGGUGGUGGCGGGCUAGGGUUUCCUCCCGGCCGCCGCGCGGGGGCGACACGGGAAGGAGGGGAGGGAGAUACUUGCCUCUCUGGCUCCUUUUCUUGAAUCCAUCCAAUAAUAUUUCUCCGCUGUUCAUGGCUAAAAAUGUUUCGUUAAACAACUCAGAAGUAAUUCUUUGUAUGGUUGGACACCCGCAGGGUAUCAUCAUGUUCCGGAAAAGGAUAUAGAAGAAUCGUCCAAAACAACUCUUGUAGUAAAGAACA
Molecule: messenger RNA, 1589 nt
Organism: Triticum aestivum (bread wheat)
Lineage: Eukaryota; Viridiplantae; Streptophyta; Magnoliopsida; Poales; Poaceae
Exons: 1
Coding region: 1-678 (225 amino acids)
Source: RefSeq, a predicted model, not a curated record